AUGUGUAUUGCCGUCGUUGCCGUCCUGUGUGUAGCGAUGUUCGGGUCGUUGCCUGCCGUCGUCGCUGUACCCCUAACGAUCGCAAUUAUUGAUAAAUCGUCAUCGAUCGCUGGCCCGAUCUUUCGAACUCAGCCUGCACCGCAGCCUGAAUCCCGUUAUCCUGACAACCCAACUGCGGUCGUCGAAACUGAUUGCGAUGCGACGAACCUCCCGCAGCAGCUGCAAUCGAGUACACAGUCGCCGAAUGACGCGAACCUCCCUCAGGAGGAAAUACAGCCCGCGAGUACGAACGAGACAGCAAUAGACGACGCGUCGUGUGCCCAAUAUAAUGACGAAGAUGGCGAAGACUUUGAAAACGACUACAUUCUGUUUUUCUCUUGGAUACCAAUAAUUUUUUUACUAAUGAUAGUAUUGUUUGCGUAUUCGAAUCUUAAAUCUUUUUGUUUAUCUAAAAUGAAAACAGAUUCUGUGGAAACACUGUGUUUGCAAUCGAGCAAUUCUCGAUAUACCUAAUAUUGAUUAAUAUAUUAUACAAUAACAAUAAUAAAAAAAAAAAUCUGCAGUGUGUAUGCUCAGUGCUUACUGUAAACUGUUUUUAAGGGAUUCAAUUUCCUGAUAAAAUGAAAACGAUUAUACUCGCCAGGUUAUAAAAUAAUUGUAAUUUAAAACAAUUGGCUGUUAACAUUCAUUUAACUCCACGGAUUAUUUUUACCGCUGUUUUCAUUUUAAAAAUUAUUUAAUUAUUUAUAAACAUUUUUUCUUUAUAAAUAAACGAUUUAUAAACAAUUA
Messenger RNA from Aphis gossypii (cotton aphid), 789 nucleotides. RefSeq lists its product as uncharacterized. The transcript is spliced from 2 exons. NCBI's taxonomy places the organism in Eukaryota, Metazoa, Arthropoda, Insecta, Hemiptera, Aphididae. The record is from RefSeq and is a predicted model, not a curated record. The coding region runs from base 1 to 513 and encodes 170 amino acids.